AUGUAGUUCUAAUCUAGGGAUCCUAUAAAUUAUAUUAAUAGGGAAAUUAAUCUUUAUGGAUUAUCAUAAACUACAUUUUUCAAAGUAAUUUUAAAUAGUAUUUAUUUAGGAUUAAUCUUCAAAUACUUAAAGAAUUUAUGUAGAACUAUAUUCAAAAGUGAGAAAUGGAGAUGCCAAAGGAGUCUAAUAUAUAUUGGGGAUUAAAGAUGAUGAUUCUCUUAUCAAUGUGCAGCCAAUCAAUAUAUAAUAGAUAGUUGAUGAAAAAUAAAAUACUUUGCUUAUGCAUGCAGUUUGGAAAGAUAAUACUUAAAUUUUUAUAGAUUUAAUUAAAUAUACACUUCAAAAUUUUGGGUAUGAAUUCAUUAUUUAAUUCUAGUAAGUCUGAAACUUAAUAAUGGGUUACUUAGUAAAAUGAUUCAGGAGUUUAAUGUAUGCAUUUAGCUACUCAAAAAGGAAAUAUAGAAAUUCUUGAUACUAUACUUAAAUUAGGAAUAUAAUUAGAUUAGAAAACUAAGCUAGGAUAAACAACUUUACAUAUAGCAUCACAAUCUAAUUAACCUAUCUUAUUAUAUUAUUUAAUAAAAAUUGCAAAAGUUAAUAUUGAUAUUACAGAUAAUGAUAACAGCACUGCUUUACAUUUAGCCAGUGAUUAAGGAAGUGAAUAAUGCGCUUCUUUACUUUUGGCUUGGGGUUGUAAAAUAAACUAAAAAAAUAUUAAUGGCUGUUCUCCACUUCAUGUUGCAGCUAGAGGUGGAGAAAUUGGGAUCACAAAAAAAUUACUUUUUUAUAAUGCCAAAACGAGAUUAAGAAAUAAAUAGGGGAAAACAGCUUAUUAAUUGUCUAUUGAAAAUGAAUACUAUGAUAUUAGUCAAAUGAUAUUGGAAUAUUAAGAAGGAAAUAUCAAAUGUAACAAUUUAUUUGGAUAGAAAAAUAAGGCUAGAAUUGUAUUAUAUUAAUUUAUAUAUUUAGAAUAAAAAAUGUAGAUUUUAAAUGUAUACUUUUAUUUUAAUGUUAAUACUCAAUUUAAUCUAUUAAAUUUUAUUUACUAUAGGAAAUAAUUUAUUUGGUUACAUUCAAAUUAUUUCAGAUAUAUUUGAAUUGUUUUUAUUUAUUUACAUAGUUAAUUCUGAUCCUGGAUAUUAAAUUCAAUAUAAAUAAGAAGGACAAUUAUUUUAUUAAAUUCUAUAAAAUAAUCCUUAAAAUUUAGAAAUUUGUUCAGAAUGUGAAACUCUUAAGGCAAAAAGAAGUAUACAUUGUGAUUUUUGCAAUAGGUGUAUUAUUGUAUUUGAUCAUCAUUGUCCAUGGAUAAAUAAUUGUAUUGGUGCUAAAAAUCAUUUUGUAUUCAUAAUAUUUAUAUGGCUCACUUUCUUAAUAAUUAGUUUACAAUUAUUUAUUUCAAUUGUAUUGUUUAUCAAUAUUAUAUGGAAAUAAACAUUUAUUGAAAUAACCUCCUCAAAAUUUUAUUAUUUGUAAACAUUUGAUAUAUUAUUUGAUUCACUCAAUGAUCUAAGAAUAUAUUUGA
Paramecium pentaurelia is the source of this 1522-nucleotide messenger RNA. The record is from the annotation of a GenBank genome assembly. Lineage: Eukaryota; Ciliophora; Oligohymenophorea; Peniculida; Parameciidae.